AUGCCUUCCACCACGCCCAGGGCCCAUGCUCCGCCCCCUCCGCCUCCUCCAGCAAUUAGGAACAAUCCGGCACCUGCUGUGAAUAUCAAUCCGCCAUCGGUCCCCUCAGUAGCCCCUCCGGAUGCUUUGAUGGUAGAACUACUGGUCUACAACGGGGCCCCUUUCAAGGAUCAUUGGGCAUACUGGGUGUGCUCCCGCCAUGACAAGCAAGUUGGAGUUUUGAUACACGCCACUGGAGAUGUCAGGAAUGGCUUCAGGUUCCAGGCCAAGCGGAGCUACGACUUCCGUUACACUACCAACCCCCCAAUAAAGCGAGUUCCGCUUCAGUGGGUAUCUGCCCAGUUCUUUGACGAGAACGCUAUGCUCAACUGGGGAGAUCCCAAAGACGAUUACAUGCCGGUCGGUCCUUUUGAAAUCAGCGCUCAUAGGGUCAACCCCCCCCGGGAAGACAAUGAAUUCCGUGGACGACAAGGCAAGUUUACAAGUUAA
Penicillium alfredii is the source of this 489-nucleotide messenger RNA. RefSeq lists its product as uncharacterized. The record is from RefSeq and is a predicted model, not a curated record. NCBI's taxonomy places the organism in Eukaryota, Fungi, Ascomycota, Eurotiomycetes, Eurotiales, Aspergillaceae. The transcript has a single exon. Bases 1 to 489 code for a protein of 162 amino acids.